This is a messenger RNA of Zophobas morio, 1523 nucleotides long. RefSeq lists its product as uncharacterized. Bases 255 to 1523 code for a protein of 422 amino acids. The transcript has 4 exons. Gene Ontology annotation, molecular function: sequence-specific DNA binding. The record is from RefSeq and is a predicted model, not a curated record. NCBI's taxonomy places the organism in Eukaryota, Metazoa, Arthropoda, Insecta, Coleoptera, Tenebrionidae.
GGAAGGAAUAUAAUGGAGGGAGUGCGCCGUAUCUCGGCAAUGUAAAUUCUUGGCACCAGUGCAAGCACCUUUUAUUACUCUUUUCAAUUAGCGCGCCCUUCACCGCGCAUGCUUACUUUAAUAAUUUCAUCAGCCAGCACUGACCAGUGUCGUACGAUUCUGUUUUUGUCAUUUUCGCUUUUAACCUCGUGUUUAGUGUGAACGUUUUGUUUUGAAUUUGCGAUAAGCGUUUCAUGUUUAUUUAAAAACUUAAAAUGGUUAGUUGCAAAUUGUGUAAAGUUACGAGUGGCUCCAGGUCAACAAUUGGUAGAGAAAAAAUAACGUUUCACAGGUGUCCCCAGAAACCUGAAUUAAAGAAACUGUGGACAGACUUCCUUUAUCUUCACCUAGGAAAUUCUGUGUCUGUGAACAACUUUUUCCUGUGUUCAUUUCAUUUUGAAGAAAAGUGUUUUGAUAGAACAUCAGCCCAGAAAGUAGUUUUAAGACCACAUUCAGUACCAACUAUUUCUUAUACUUUUUUUUUUUUUUUAAUUUUUUUUUUAACGUUCCCCUACAGGCCGGUGGCCCAAUUACAGGGGAACGGGGGACAUACACAACACCCAGAGCCAGGCGGGAAUCGAACCCACGACCCAAGGUGUAGCAGGCAAACACGAAGCUACCUAACCCACCCGGGUCCUCCUUAUGAAGAAAGGAUUACCAAUGUAGUGACCUUUAGAGGCAAUGAAACGCAUCACACAGAAGUUUGUGACGCACCUACGGUAGAGCCUCAACAGAAUAUAGAAGAUGAAUUGUCUAAUAAAGUUUUUGAAAUUACAAAGAAACUUGAAAAUUUAACAACAAAAACAUGUGCAAACGUUUUACUGAAACAACAAAUUAACAACCUGAAGACAUUAGUGUCACAACAACAAUGCACUAUUAAAACGUUAAAACGCAGAACCUCAAAACAGCAACGCAAAAUUUGUAAUCUGAAAGAUGUUGUUUCAAGUUUAAGGAAGAAAAUCAACUAUUAUGAAAACAACAGUUUGGAUGUUAAUAAAUUUCAGGAAAAUACAGAACUGUUGAGCAGAAUGUGGGCUAAAAUUAACAACAAACCAUUGCCAAAUCAAUAUGGGCCAGAAAUAAGAAAAUUUGCCGUUACAACACAUUUCUACUCCCCAAAGGCUUUUUCUUUUAUAAGAAAACAAUUCAUGGACUGUCUUCCACACCCAAAAACUUUGUCUGUAUGGUAUUCUUCAGUGAAUGGUGCACCAGGUUUCACAAGUGAGGCAUUCGAUGUGUUAAAAGCAAAGGCUGAAGAACGUAAAAUUGUGUGUUCUUUAGUGUUCGAUGAAGUUGUUAUUAAACGUUGCAUUGAAUAUGAUGGGCAACAAUAUUAUGGAUAUGCUGAUAUGGGUAGUAUAAUCGAAGUAAAUGAAAAUGAAGAGGCCAAAGAAGCUUUAGUUUUCAUGCUGGUUGCUAUAAAUGGCUCUUGGAAAAUCCCCAAAAGUAUCAAACCUUUAGUUGAAACGAACUCAUCUUUGUAG